AGGGAGAUCAUGACUUCGGUGGAGUUAGUGUUUCUGGGCGAGGAGCGGGCGCACCCCGGACAUUGGAAGGAACUGGGCUGGGGUCUCCAUGGCCCGGUCUCCAGUUCAGCACCAGGGACAGCGCCGUUCCAGAGUGCGGGCUGUAAAGCGGCGGCGCGCCCGGACUCCAAGGUGUGCUGUGACCAGCAGCUGGAGACUUCCUUCUCCUACAUUGACGAAAAUGUCAACCUCCAACGUGCUUGCUCCCCGCUAUCGGACGGAAGCUGCAGCCCUCCGUGUUACCAGGGCGCCUGCGGCGACGGCAGACCGGCUCCCGAGGAGCUGCGGGAACUCUCCGCGCUCUCCGAGGACAGCUCGCCCGAGCUCUCCGACUCCCCGGUGGACUAUGGCUUCAUCAGCGCCCUGCUCUUUCUCUGCAGUGGCAUCACCCUGGUCAUCAUAUCCUACGUGAUCCCCCGGGAUGUGAGCGUGGAUCCGGACAGUGUUUCAGCCCGGGAGAUGGAGCGACUGCAGCGGCAGAGCGCCCGCGUGGGAGCUCACUUGGACAGGUGCGUGAUCGCUGGCCUUGGACUCCUGACCCUCGGCGGGAUGCUCCUGUCCACCUUACUGAUGAUAUCCAUUUGCAAAGGCGAGUUGUACCGGCGCCAGACGUUCUCAUUGGCUGGGAGGUCGGGGAAGAUCUAUGGGUCCUUCAACUUCCGCCUGGGUUCCCCCAACCAGCGAUUCUCACUGGGCGCAGAAGAGAUGAUCACUAUCGACUAAUGGUAUGGUGUGUCCUAAACUUCGUUCUUUACACAUGGUACAAUUUUAAAACUGGCCAGUCUGAUAAAAGCCAAACAAGCCCAGCCCAGUUCCCCCUCUUCUGCGAAGGACAUUGGGGAGAGGACAUGAAAUGCCCAAGCGUCCACCACUCUGUCCUGAUGCCUGACCACUCGCCUGUCCUGUUGCUUCUCGGCUACUUCAACGCUGCCUGGGAUCGGCGUGUCAGCACUUGUGAAUUUGGAAACCAAUCACAAGUCCAGUAACCUGUUCCUCCACCCACAUGAGAUGUUCUUGUUGGCUCAAGCACUCUGAUCUAUUCAUUGGAACACAGGAAGAGGAGGAAUCCAUUCAGCCCCUCAAGUUUGUUCGAUCAUCAGUGAUCUGCACCAGAUCUCCACUUACUGCCUUUCACCUGUUUCACAAACAUGACACCUCCAUUAUCUCCGACCUAAUAGUGGAGUCUUUUCCAGGAAAAUAUGCUCCCUGCAUCCUGUCACUACCCUAGAAUGGCCUGGCUCUAGUUUUAUAUUCCCUUGUUCAUGAACUUCCCCAUCAGAGGAAUUUUUUUUCUGUACUUACAACAACAUGAGUUAGGAUUUUAAGCAGCUUGGUAAACUCACAAUCAGCCUUUCAAACUCACGCAUGGCUAAUUCCAAAUUAAACUCUCCCACUGUUUGGUUGAAAAGCUUUUUUUUCUUCUUGUUCUUAGGGUCAAUUGAUUUAUUCCUGUUUUCUAGAAAAUCAGAAGUGAAAACAGUUGGCAGGUCAGUAAGCACCUUGGGCAGAAUAGAUGAGUUAAGGAUUCAGCAUGAGUCCUGGUGAUCCAUUUCCUCCCAGCUCCUCACCGACAGUCAUUUCACUUUGGUGCCUUGUUCUAAUUUAACUGAAAAUCAAUAGCUUUCCAACACUUGACUUACAGAAGAAAAGAUGGUUUAAGGCCAUAUGAUUACCUAGUGAUAAAAAGCCUUGGAUAGACCAUGCACAGAGCCAGCACGAGUCUGCUAGACCAAAUGGCUUCAUUUGUGCUACAAUGUCCUACUAUUGCUUUUCCAGACUGCAUUCCUCUUUCUCUGUGUGUGACUUGUGCAACAAUAAUUUGAGCUAUUUACAACCACAUAUGUCUGUAGACCCUCCAUCGUAUUAACUGCAGGUUAAUUUAUUCCAAUCUACCAGAGUUGCAACUAAUAUUCAAAAGGAUCUCAAUUUCAUUUGAUUUUGUUUUAUAGAGAUAUGCUACAGCACUUUACCCAUGAAAAAUAUUGCCAGCUGGACAAGAUUGUACAACUCUUGUGCUAUUUCAUUCUUAAAUUAUACUUCUACUUCACAGCUCUUUGUUUAAACAGUACGUUCCUUUAAUUACAUUUGUUUGUAAAGAUAAAAUGCAACUGUUUCCAAAAUGCAAACUAAUGGCCAGAGCUAUACAUUCUCCAUAGUCUAUACUUUAUCAAAUGAGACAACUUCUAUCAUGAAACAUGGCAUUCAUUAAGUGAAUGUAAAGAUGGAAGGAGGAUCAACAUUCAAAAGGGGAAAUAGUUGUUGGCAAGCGUUCAUUGUCUCAUUCCAUUUUAGUCUGAUCCCUUCCAAAGAAUGUUCAUGUCUCUUAUGUACACCAGCCAUUGAUACGGGCUCUAGAGAGGCCACCGGGAUAAUCUUGCUUUGUUCCUUUAAUGGAGGAAUCCGUGUAGCAUGUUUUGGGCUCCUAAAAGGAGAAUAACAAUGAGAAGCAAGAACAAUAUUAUAUAAAAUCCUCAAGACACAAAUCACUACGCCUCCCUUCCACUGAUAAGAUGCUUCUUGAAGCUGGUCCAAUUCCUUUUUAAUCAUCUUAUGUUCAUUCCCGGACUCCUUGCAGUGCUGCUUCCGGGCCACAAUAGGCAGGGUGGAUCAACAGCCUAGCGUCUCACUCCCUCAAUGCCUGAGCAAAGGAUUUCCUCCUCCUCCAUUGCCCUGACCCUGUGCUUCCUCCACCAAGGACAGUUGAGCCAAUACUCCUGAGUGAAACAUUUCCUUUCAUAAUGACAUGAUUUGAGGAGUGAAUCAGAUUUAAAUUGUAUGUGACUUCUAGACUAUGAAGGUCAUAGUCAGCGUCUGUCUCUGUACCACAGGUUGUGUGUUGACAAAUGAAUUAUACAAGCCCUUCAUAAUUACAAGGAACCCAUGAAAUCUUUGCAGGUUUGAAGAAUGAUGACCACUCCCAUUACAUUAUGUAUAAGUAUGAAUUGUAUAUAAACAUAUUUAAUGCAAGUAUUUAAUGCCUUACUAAACUAUCCUGUUUAUUCUACUGCUAGGUUCAA
Molecule: messenger RNA, 3056 nt
Organism: Pristis pectinata (smalltooth sawfish)
Lineage: Eukaryota; Metazoa; Chordata; Chondrichthyes; Rhinopristiformes; Pristidae
Product: transmembrane protein 74
Exons: 1
Coding region: 10-762 (250 amino acids)
Source: RefSeq, a predicted model, not a curated record